GAGACUUACAGGAUCGUCCGCCACAAGGAGCCGGCUCUUCCUUAUACCCUCAAGGACCAGGUCCCUCGUCGCCGCGCGGGAAGCCUAGGUCAACGCUCGACGCGAACCCGGCCAUCCGCGCUGCACCAAAGAGCUCUCUGCUUGGCUAAUGGCGGCCGAGCCUGCAUAUUGGGGUGUGGGUGGGUUUAGUCGGAAGAUGGGUGUGUAGGCGGAUCGAAGGACGGACGGAGAGAUUAGGAGGGUUCCUAAGAGUGUGGGCAGGCAGCAGGGGGACGAUGACGGGGCCAAACAAGAGCAAAGGAGCCACAUUAUUGCAUCAAGAGCUCCAUCAAAAGCGGGGGGACGAGGGUUAGGUGGAUUCUUUUGCGAUGCUCUUGUUUUUUUUGAUGAUGAUCAAAUACUGUAGAUGGACGAGCCAGGACCUUGUGAUGAUGAUGGCUAUUGGGCACAGUGUGAACAGCGCGCGCGCGCGUGGGUGUGCGCGAGCAAGAAAGAAAAAAAGGACACGAGCGAGAGCGAGAGCAGGGGACAAGGGAGCAAAAGAUGGGGAAGGAAGAGAGAGAGAGGUACAGUAGUGACUCGUAGCAGCAGCAAGCAGCGCAACGGAGCAAAGAAUCGCAAGAAAGAGAAUGAAUCGAGCUCUUUCCUUUCGAUCGCGGUCGUGGGUCUCAUUGACAAAAGAGGAAAGGUCGAUGGAGCAGGGAUACGAUCGUGUAAAUUAAUUUACAAGAGAAAGUGGGUAAAAGGGAGUGGAUGGCUGAGGGAUGACUGCCAGCCCUCUAACGAGAUUUGGAUCAAGUGCAGACUGAUUGGGGGAAAUGAGCAGCGUGGUCGAGGCGUGCCAUGGUGCCACUACGCAGACGCCUCGGUGAAAUAAACUCAAAACUGCCCAAAACGCCCAAAGACACGACUCAUGUCGGCCGAGUUCCGCACCGUCGGGGAAAAACAGGCCCAUCAAAAAGAGCAAUAGAAUGGGCCAUGGGACGAAGCGGGAUCGAACUCGGUCGCUUUGUUACUUGUGCCCUGUGCUAAACCAACUUUGCACUGGAGCAGUAUCUAUUCUUAACCAUCACUCAGUGUUAUUUCGCGCAUCGUUAUUGCACGAAAGCACAAUCUGGGCAAGAGCAAAACUCAAUGCUCGCCGUUAGUGGUUGGAAAACUAGCCGUCAACUCCCAAAGAAAGAAAGUCACAAGUAUAUAUCUUUGAGAAAUCUUGUUCGGAGGCACCAAUAGUUCCAUUUAUUCGCUCC
Molecule: messenger RNA, 1250 nt
Organism: Xylona heveae TC161
Lineage: Eukaryota; Fungi; Ascomycota; Xylonomycetes; Xylonales; Xylonaceae
Exons: 1
Source: RefSeq, a predicted model, not a curated record